Molecule: messenger RNA, 963 nt
Organism: Hordeum vulgare subsp. vulgare (domesticated barley)
Lineage: Eukaryota; Viridiplantae; Streptophyta; Magnoliopsida; Poales; Poaceae
Exons: 5
Coding region: 1-963 (320 amino acids)
Source: RefSeq, a predicted model, not a curated record
AUGGAGCAGUUCCAGGACGGCCACCACGUGCGGCUGCGGAGCCGCCAGACCGGCACGUACCUGCACGCCGACGACGACGGGCGUCGCGUCUCCCUCAGCCGGCGGCGCGCGUCGAUGAACGAGGCUUGGGCGGUGCACUUGUUCCAGCCCCCUCAGGCGCAGGUGCGGUACCUACUCCUCCACAGCGCCGCCUACGGUCGCUACCUCGCCUCCACGGACGCGCCGGCGCCGCGAGGCCACAGCGGGCUCCGCGUCGAGCAGUGCGACUACGAGCCGUGGGAGGAGGAGGCCAUCAGGUGGCAGGCCGUAGGGGUCGACUCCGGGAACGACGUCCUGCUCCGCAACGUCGCCGGCCGCCUCCGCGCCAACGGGAGGUACCUCAGCGUCGACGACUUCAACAGCACCGGCACGAUGAUGCACUGGGUCGUGGAGCGCAUCCCCGCCAGGAACGACGCGCCUCGUCUUGCAGCUCCGACUGGGCUCCGCCUUCCCAGAAGCCUCGCCUUCGUGUUGCCGUGGAGGGUGAUACAGUACGAGCAGGAGGGAGCCGAGGAGUCCAAUGUCGGCUUCGCCUGGGAAUCACUCGUAUUCAGGGGCAGGUCCGCAUACCACUUGAGGAAGGAGCUGGCCAGUCGGCUGGGUGUCGCCAUGGACGUCUCCAACCUCGUCAUGUGCGUCCGAGCAGGUAUGCACGGGCGGCUUACCCCACUGGUCGUCGACUUGCCCCACAGCCGCGAGACCCUCGACAUCAUCGUCGUCAUGGCCGGGACGCCAGUUAGAACUUGGGAGUUGUCUGCACACUCUUGUAGUAUUAGACAUUUGGAGUAUUUGCAUUAUGCCUUCUGUAAAGGUGCUAGAAGCAUGCAAACAAAUUCAGGUUAUAUUGAUGAAAUGAUGAUACCAAAUUCAGGUUGUUUUACAGUCCACGCCGAGUUGCAGUACCCGGAUGUCAAUGCAGAGUAG